CUUAUCCUUCCUCUAUUCUUGACAUGGAGCUUGAGCUUAGUCUGGGGGAUUCUCGAGCUCCAGCAAAGAGCACUUUCAUGCCUGCACUGACUCCUAUACACGCAGGUGAAGGAGAAGGCCAUGAGCUUGUGCUAGAGCUAGGAGUAGGGACUGCCAAAAGAGCUGAACAGGACAAUCAAAAGACGGUCGUGCAAGCAGAAGCUGUGCAGGAGGAAGAAGAAGAAACAUGCUCAUACAACGAGUCACCUGUCGAGCUGAGCCUCGUCUGCCCUUUGCUGCCUGCCUCGACAGAAAUAGGGACCGUGUAUUCAGAGGUGUGCGGACGAGGAUCUGAUGUGAACACUGUUCUGGUGGAUGGAGACACAGCACAAGGAAGAUCUUUGUCAACUUCGUCCUUGGCUUUGGAGGUUCCUGUUCGGCAGACAGCUGAUCAGGAAGCUGCAGAGGAUGCGGAGAUUAGUGGGGUUGGCGGGGGAACGAGGAAGAAGCUGAGGCUGUCCAUGGAGCAGUCUGCGUUCCUGGAGGAUAUCUUUAAGGCACACAGCACACUUUCCCCAAAACAGAAGAGUGAUUUGGCGAACCGGCUUAGCCUUCGACCGCGCCAGGUGGAGGUCUGGUUUCAGAACAGAAGAGCGAGAACUAAGCUAAAGCAAACGGAGGUGGACUGUGAGUACUUGAAGCGUUGCUGCGAGAACCUAGCACAGGAGAACCGAAGGCUCCAGAGGGAGGUAGCAGAGCUGCGUGCCCAGCGUAUUUCCAACACCGCUGCCUACACGUUUUACGGCCAUCAUCUGCCUGCAUCAGGGUUCAGCACAGCCCGAGUGUGUCCCUCAUGUGAUAAAAACAAGGGCACAGCUCACUACACUGCUAUCAGCGCACCAUCAGCAGUAGUGACACCACCAUCGGCGGUGUCCACCACCUUGUUCGCCAGGCCUCACUUCGGACCCUUCACCAUCCACCCACUGCUCCGCCGCCAGCCGUCGGCGACCUCCUGAUAUGAUGCCCAAAAUAAAGCUCUGAUCUAUAUAUCUCGGUGUGCGUAAAUGUAGACUGCUUGUACUGUAAAUACAUAGUACGGAGUAGUAGUUACUUCUGUUCAACCAUGAUCAAAAUGAUUAUAAAGCAAGUAUUAUGGUGGGCUGUAAGCUGGCUAAAUGCUGAUGUGGAGGAGAGAAGGGAGAAGAGAGAGGAGAAGCAGACUGUAAGCUUACAGUCAACUUAGACACAAGAACCAAGAAACUUUGUGAGAGAGAUAAGUGGGCUAUGUAUUAAUAGUGAAUAGGUAACUGUUGUAUGGGUGGGCUGUAUUAUUAAACUUGCUCUUAGAGAUGGAUGCAUAUGUAGUAGUGUAAGCUUGUAUAAUUAAAAAGAUAGGCAUAUACACGUUGUAAAAUGUAGAUGAAGAAAAGUAGACCCGACAAAUCGAUGUCACGAUGAUGUAAAUGGACAUGUGUGUUCCAUCUAGGCCAGCAGAUCCCUAGAUUUUCUGUGGUUGCGUAAUUGACUCUGCGGAGCUUGUCGCUGUACCUUAUGAUAAGGUUUGCAGAAAAGUAUUUCAUCCGGCCGGGCAUGGUAAAUCUA
This is a messenger RNA of Sorghum bicolor (sorghum), 1581 nucleotides long. RefSeq names its product homeobox-leucine zipper protein HOX7. The transcript has 4 exons. The record is from RefSeq and is a predicted model, not a curated record. The coding region runs from base 24 to 995 and encodes 323 amino acids. Gene Ontology annotation, molecular function: DNA-binding transcription factor activity, RNA polymerase II-specific; sequence-specific DNA binding. Gene Ontology annotation, biological process: regulation of DNA-templated transcription. NCBI's taxonomy places the organism in Eukaryota, Viridiplantae, Streptophyta, Magnoliopsida, Poales, Poaceae.